AUGAGGACUCUGAGGAGAAUGGUGUUGGCCCGAAAAAAUCCAAGAAAAGUCAUGGCAGUUCUCAGUCAUGAGACAGAAAAUAAAAGUCAGACAACGGAGAAAAGUCGAACUAAGAAGUCCAACAACAGCGAUGAUCCCAAAGCGAAAAUUGGAGAUUCGCAGAACCUGGUUCCGGAGACAAUUCUUGGUGCUACUGACAUCAGUGGGCCGCUUAUGUUUCUCAUGAAGUGUAAUGGAACGGACAAAGUUGAAUUGAUUCCCGCAAAGGCGGCGAAUGUCAAGUUCCCUCAAGCCGUCAUAACGUUCUAUGAACAGAGACUCAUUUGGCAUUCUGUUAAGGAUAGGGCUAGCGAAUAA
Messenger RNA from Phlebotomus papatasi, 357 nucleotides. Its product is annotated as chromobox protein homolog 1-like. Bases 1 to 357 code for a protein of 118 amino acids. Gene Ontology annotation, cellular component: nucleus. The transcript has a single exon. NCBI's taxonomy places the organism in Eukaryota, Metazoa, Arthropoda, Insecta, Diptera, Psychodidae. The record is from RefSeq and is a predicted model, not a curated record.